Messenger RNA from Schistosoma turkestanicum, 2374 nucleotides. The record is from the annotation of a GenBank genome assembly. Lineage: Eukaryota; Metazoa; Platyhelminthes; Trematoda; Strigeidida; Schistosomatidae.
CCGCAAAAAGGCAUAGCUCGUCAGAUGACAUGUUAAGCGAUGAGUAUGUUAUCAGUGAACAUUCAGUGCAGAAAAAGAUUACCGAAGAAACUGUCCCGUACGUUGUUCAAGUUGGAGAGCAAGAGGAAGAUUUAGAUUAUGAUUUGAAGUGUGGAAACGACGUAUCAGAAGUGACAAAUAAUAGCAACGAUAUCCAAGUCAAAAAUGAAGAAUUUGGCAAACAUGAAAACCAACCAGAAAGUGCCGUUAUCACUCAUCAGAUUAGUGAAAGCUGUAGAAAUUUAUGGAUAAGUAACUUACCGAAAUCGGUGAAGGCCGCAGACUUAAAGCAACAUUUUAGCAAGGCAGGGAAGGUAUGUUUUUUGUCAGUCAGGAUAGUUUUUCAGGUAGUAUCAGCUACUGUGGUUAUGAGCACCCGCUCACCUGGAGGCUGCUUUGGAUUUAUACAGAUGGCUUCUGCAGAAGAGGCAGCGUCUGCUGCCAGAGCUUAUGAUUUAACAGAGUUUGGAGGAUGCAUACUACGGGUUGAAGCGACAGAACGAAAAGCACCAAUUCAAUCAAACAAAGCAAACGAUCGAGUACCUGGACUAAACAAAUUAAAAACGUCUAGUGUUCCCGAUUCUCGUCGUACCGUAUCCAGACCACUGAUAUCUCGAAGUCGUUAUAUUGCGAACAGACGGCGAUUGUUGCGUCGUGCUGCCAUAAAAAGUGCUAUUUUGAGUGAACAACGAAGAAGGUCUGAAUAUUUGGCCGCUAGUAAUCGUUUAAAUUCCACUAAGAAAGCUCCAAUCAAAAGACCUUUACGCCAGUUUACUAGACCGAAUUACAGGAUGUCAAAGGAUAAUUUGGUGAGUAUGCCACAACAUGAUAUUAUUUUCGGAGCUAUCGGUGUUGUAGUUGCAUUUUGGACUUGUACUAUUGUACUGUGCAGUAUAUAGCAUGGAGUCAUGGUUUGUUAAUUAUUAGGAUGUCAGUUUCAUGAAGUUGGCUAUUGUGUGAAUUCGCAACUAGAUUUGCAUUGGAAAUGGAACCUUUCCAGAGCCAUAACACGGAGGCGCUUUAAUGGAUAGUUCACCUGUCCUUGUGAAGAACGGAACAUUGUCGCAGUAAUAAAGUACAUAUACCAAUUUAGUCCUCAUAUCGUCUUAUGUAAGUGUGAGAGUUAUAUUGGGAAAACGACGUGAUAGUCCUUGAAUUUCCAGAAAGAAUAACUGCACAUUUACUGCAAGGAUUUUGGGUUAUUAUUCAACCCUAUAUAUAAUGGAAGAAAAUUCAUCGAUUUAAAUCGAAACUUUGGAAAAGCACCGAAAACAACCAUAAGAAGUUUCUAGUCAGUAUUUCAUGAAGGAGAUUGCAAGAAUAUGAAUUAAAUAUACUCACUCUAGUUUGCCAUCUCAAAAACUUAGAAUAUUUGUGCGAUUUGCGUUCCCGAGGAAGUUUGGCUCUUGUAUCUAGACAUAAAACUAUUUCACAACGGCAAAGCUCUACGCGAAUCAACACCAAUCAAGGGAUACAAUCGCUGUCACAAAGACAACUAAAUUAUGCCAUCAGCCGAAGGUUGCGUGAAGAAAUUCCUAUUCACAAAAGUGCUAGUAUUUCGCAUCGGUCUUCUAAAUCGUUUUUGCCUAGAGUGCGCAGAAAUUCAAAUUUACAUCUAGAAGACCAUCGAAGCUAUCUUUCUUCACCCUCUUGUUUGACUUCCUUGAAUACAAUGACACCGAAGAAAACCCCGACAUUUCGCAGUAAUCGUUCUGUAGAAAGGGAUUUACGUGAACUUUAUCGCCCUGUUUUGUCAGAACGAAAGCGCUAUCCUCAGUCAUCACCUGGUCGAUCCAACGCAUCAAGUCGAUACACACGAAACACUCAAUCAUCAGUCUACACAGAGAGAAACACUGUUAAACCGGUAUAUGAUAGUCGUUCUCGUCAAAGUCAUUUGGUGACCCGUUCUGAACCACGGUAGGUCACAUCUUUAAAUUUAUUUUCAUAAAUAUUCCUCAAAUUCCGAUUGUCACUUCUGGUCUGACGUCUACUUAUACCAUGCAAUCCCUAAAACAUAAGAUCUAGCAUAUUGAUUAGCGAAACGAAAUAUGUAGGUUAUGCUCAUAAAACUUGGGUUCUCAUGUCGAAGUUACAUUUGACCUCAUAGUUUAAGGCUACACGUCGGUUGCAUUUGGUAUACACGCAAGAAAUUUUAUCUUUUAAAGGGUCUCUGUGAUAUGUAACCUAAGUUAAUGAAUAUUUUGGGUCCCGGUUUUUUCCAGCUAAUUGCGUUCAUCGUUAUUUUGACAUUCAGCAAAAAUUGAUAGAGUUCAAGUUAUCCGUUAUGUAUGUGAAAUUAAUUAUUUUGAAUUUGACUCAAAAUUUUUUCUAUUUU